AGUCUUGAAAAUUUGUGCACAGAGUGAAGAAGUAAUUUUCUUUCAGACGUGCUUCAAAAAUUGUUUCAUUCACAAAAAAGACCAACACUCUCUCUCUCUUAUUUGUUAGCCAAAAUUCUGUGAAUAACUUGCCAGUUCUAAAGUAGUGUCUGAAAGUGCUGUGAGCCAGUGAUAAGACAAUGAGGAUUAUUCUCAGUUUCCUUGGAAUACUCCUCCUACACAAUGUACUUGCCCAUCGGAUCCUUGGAAUAUUUCCUCUGGCUGCAAAGUCGCACGAUGCUCUAUUCCAAUCAAUUGUUGAGGCACUCGCGGAAAGGGGACAUGAAAUGACUAUUAUCAGGAGUCUUCCAACUUCCUCCAAACCUUCUCAGAGCUACCAAGAAUUUUUGCUGAGAGACAUGGAACCAUUAGUUGCCUCAUUCAACCUAGAAAAUUCCUUUGCACCCAAUAUCUGGAAUGUCUAUCGAGAUUUCUCAGGAUUGAUCGAGAUGUCUGAGCGGUUGUGCAGGAGUCUCCUGAAAUCUGAGGCACUAUCCAAUGUGCUGACCAUACAUGAGGAGAACCCUUUUGAUUUAGUGCUAAUUGAGCUCUUCGCCACGGAUUGUCCCCUGGGAAUUGCCAGCGAGAUGAAUUUGACCACAAUUGGUAUUAGUCCGUGCGCCCUAAUGCCAUGGCACUACACCAGGUUCAAUCUGAUGGAUUUCCCAUCAUUUAUACCUACGGAAAAUUCACCUUUUGCCACCCAAAUGACUUUCUGGGAACGGAUAGUUAAUUUUCUCACUGGUAAAGUCAUGAAGAUACUCUUUAGGAAAAUCCAGGAACAAGAUACUGCUCUCCUGAAGGAACACUUUGGCAGUCACGUUAGAGAUGUCGAAGUUCUGGGACAUGAAAUAUCCCUGGCACUCGUGAAUCAGCACUUUUCCGUGAGUGGAGUGAAACCUCUCAAUCCGAGAGUCAUUGAAAUCGGCGGAGCACAUAUUAAAUGGACGAAUGAAUCUCUUUCGGAGGAUUUUGAGGCAUUUUUCACAUCAUCACCAGCUUCAGGAAUAAUUUAUAUCAACUGGGGUUCAGUCAUACGAUCAUCAAGUCUGCCAGAGAGUCAUUUGAGGGCACUAAGAAAUGCUUUAGACAGGUUGCCCAUGAAUGUGAUAUGGAAGUGGGAGGAUGAUGUACCCUUUCCCAAUAAAUCCACCAGGAUUCUCGUGAAGAGUUGGUUGCCCCAGCUCCAAAUUCUCUGUCAUCCCAAGACAAAAGUCUUCCUCACCCAUGGAGGACUCUUGAGUGCCAAUGAAGCGGCUCAUUGUGGAAAGCCCGUGAUCGUGACUCCGGUAUUUGGUGAUCAACAUCUCAAUGGAGCAGCUCUGGUAGAGCGUGGGAUGGGUAUUUUACUGCCACUCACUGAUUUCACCGAAGAGACAAUCUAUGCUCGUCUUAUGGAAAUUCUCAAGCCACAGUAUCAACUCCGAGCCAAUCAACUGUCUCACCAUUUUAACCAUCGUCUCAUGAAUCCCCUGGAAAUCGCCGUCUGGUCCAUUGAGCAUAUUCUCAUUGAGCCAAGUGCAGCAAAAUUUCUUCAGACACUUCCAGUCGAUUUUAACUACACGAAAGCCAAUAAUUUUCAGGAUUUUACUCCUAUAAUUUUGGGAAUUUUCACAUCUGUCCUUGCCAUCUGUAUUCUCUUCAUUUUCAUGGCAAUUUCCCAUUUAGCGAGAAAAUUAAAGGCAAAAUUUGUAUGAAUAUUCAGAGCUGACAGAAAAACUCAAUGAUAAAUCCCACAAUUUUAAGGAUUCUCUCAAUUAAACAUGAAAUGCAAAUUUCAGUAGAAUAAUAAAUACUCUCACCAGAAAAUUGCUUCCUUCAGGAAAAUUUUCUCCUUUUUGGAAGACAGAAUUCCAAUGAAAUGUAAUCACAGUAAAUAUUUAUUUAGUGUAUUUCUCACACAGUUUGAGACUUUCAAAUGGAAUUAAAUCUUUUCUAUCCCAGCUGACCAGGGGGAGGACCUAUUCCACCCCUUGAAGAAUUUUCCGUCUUAAAUGAAAAAUAUUUUAAAGAAAAAGCAGUCAUAUGUUCAUUUUUUCUUGUCAUUUAAUCUAAGAGAAAUGAGAAAUUGGUAUUAAAACGUAAUACUAUAGCGAAAUAAGAAAAUGCAUGUUUAAACAUCCAAUAAAUAAUAAAUUGGAUAGGAUAUUGCAUAAGCAGAUUCUGAUAUAAAAAAGAGAUAAUAUAAUACUAUUAAUAAAAAAAGAGAAGCGAAUUCAAUUAAAUUUAUUGUCAGUUGUGAAAGACAUAUUUUACAAUAUUGUAGUACAAAUUUAUAUAAAUGGCAAUAAAAUACCAUAAAAAUAAUAAAUAGGAAAAUAUUUUUUCCCCUACUUGAGGAAUUCAGAAUAAAAAAAAACUAAUAAGGAACAAUAUUUUGUUAGAAAUUUAAAAACGCAACAGGGCAAAUUAAAAAUUAUUUACAAAAAUUGUACUCCCUCUUUACCAAAAGAGUCGUAUAUGUUCGACUACAAAAAAUAAAUUUAAAUUUAUUUUUUGAUUAAUAAAAAAUCUCAUCCCCACUCAUCCCUCAGAGAAGAGAUGAGCUCGUUAAAAAUCGUAUCUAAUCGGAAAAUAUGUAUAUGAGUUUACUGGCAAUCGUAAAUUGUAGAAUUUCAUGCAUAACCCAGCUGAACUAGAGGAGCAGCUGCCACUGCUUACAAGUUUGUACCUAGUACAAUAAGUGCUUUGUAUCUCUUUGCGGAAUUACGUAUUUUAUUGAAUUUUAUGAACUGCUUGAUUUUAUUUUCGAAUAUUAUUCGCUAGAAAUGUACGCCGAAUAUUAAUAUCUUUUAAAUGUCAAAACUAAUCAUAGAAAACGUAUCAGAAUGGAAAAUUCAAAGUUUUUGCAACUCAGAAAAAUUAUCUUAUUGUUUGUAAAGCUUUCCGAAAACAACCUCAUCACCAAUUCAAGCCAAGAUGUUUCAAGUAUAAGGUGGGCCAAAUCGAAGUUCCAGUGACGUAGAUACUUUUACCCGACUGGUACAGUGUUGACAACACAGAUUUGUCAAACAUUUGUAAUAGAAAAAUAAGAAUCGAAUAAUUUUCCUAAGAUUAAUUAAUUUUCUUCAUAAAUGAUAAAUUUUGAUUUAAAAAAAAAACACCUUUUUACUAAUAUGACCACAUGUAUGAUAUUAAAACUGCCUAGGAUAAAAUAUGGUCCAUAUUAUGCUAUUAAACAUCAAUAAUUUCCUUAAAUCGAUAUUCCAUUGUUAAAUUUUAAAAUUUAAUCUUAUUUUGCAGCAAAUUGCAUGCAUGCUAAUUGCAUUCAAAAUUGUACACUUCUUAGUCAAUUUUCAAUUUUGUUAAGUUUUUUUGAAAAAUUAUAGACAACACAGAAAAAAAAUCACAGCAUUCUCGUCAAGGCUAGCAUUACUGGCCAAUCCAAUUUAUCUCAAUAGAAAUGGACAAAAGUCGUUAAUAAAAUUAUAUGUGAACUUUAAUGAAAAGUAUUCACUUUCCUAGCUUAAUGGAGCAAUAAUAAUCGCCAUAUAGCGAAGUCAACCCAAAUCAUUAAUAUCACUGAGACCAUUUCAGUAAGGACUGCAGCGACAGCUGGGUAGAUGGUCACAUUUUCAUAUAAAAAGUCGUUUAUUUUUCAAAAGCAGAAGAUGAUGAAUAAUGCUUAUCAGAAUGACUUUCAGAUCAAUUUGUAAUAUAUUGGGGGUCAUCCGGGUGAGAAAUUUGUAAGUCUUUCUGCGAAUAUUUGGUUUCAUUCGCGGAAAAGUGACAGUAUCGUGAGUCCAUUUCUGAGAAGAAUUUUUUAAACGAAAGAAUAAUACAAAAGAAGGAAAACUUUUAAUUGGCAUACAGAUAAUAAGAGAGUCGUAGGGUUCUUUUUUUUUGCUUUAAAUCACACUCAAUGAAUUUUAAAUUAUCUCAAUUUCACAGGGCAAUAGAUAGGAAUGAAGAAUAAUAAAGAUUUUGCAGAGAAUGUCCUCUGGAAAAGCAUCUCAUUGGAAAUUUUCAUGAAGAAAUUUACUCGCUUACUCAGCAUAAUCAUCUUAUCAAUCAACAUCAUUUCCAAUUUAAAUAUUUCCCCAUCUCUUUCCUCCCGAAAAUGUUCUCUGCCGUUUUUAUGUGGAUGAUUUAAGUAUCGGUGGUUGUUGCUUUUCAUAACAAAACCCAAUCCAAAAUCAAUUGGAGUGACAUAAUGGGAACAUUUUUAUUAGAAAACAUUUAUGUAUAAAUAAGAAGAAUAAUGAAUAAAUCAAUUCACUGCUGAAUUAAUUGGAGAAAAUUUAAAUAAAUCAUUUAGAAAUCAGUAUGGAAACAAUUUAAAUAAAUCAAUGAAUGUGUGUGUGCAUAAUUUAGAUGUACCCAGAACCAAUGUGAAUGAUUAUAUUCUUUUGCGCAAACACACUAAUUCCACUGGAUGAACAUCAAUAUUAUAAUGCUAUGUAUAAUAUAUAGCUAUAUGGCACAAGUACUCUAAAAAUCAAGUAGAGUAAAUAAUGUGCAAAUUGAAAUUUGAAGAAAUAUUAAGUUGAGGAAUCUCUCAAAGUAUAUUUAUGCUAAUUGAGUGAAAUUAAUUCGCGUGAUUAAUGGUAAAAUGGAAUGAGCAGAAAAGCUCCGCAGCUCAGUUUAAUUGAAAGAGUGAGGAAGCUUUUAAAGUCAUCGUUUGUGGAAUAUUUCACCGUACAAAAAGCACAUGGAGAUUUUGUGCUACUGAGGGAAAAUAUUUCACUUCAGGAAAUUAGCACGUAAAACUCGCUGGUUGUAAUUAAUUAUAAUCAUUUCGGAAAAUGAAGAGAUUGACACUGUGGCUAAAUAUUGUCCGAAAUUCCAAUUGAAAAUUAAAUACCGCAGAAUUAUUAAAAUUUAUCAGGAUAUUUAUUAUGUGGGCAUUUUUGUAUAUAUGGCACCAAUAAAUUUUAUUUACCUAUAAUAAAAAAAAAA
Molecule: messenger RNA, 4938 nt
Organism: Phlebotomus papatasi
Lineage: Eukaryota; Metazoa; Arthropoda; Insecta; Diptera; Psychodidae
Product: UDP-glycosyltransferase UGT5-like
Exons: 4
Coding region: 180-1736 (518 amino acids)
Molecular function (GO): UDP-glycosyltransferase activity
Source: RefSeq, a predicted model, not a curated record